AUGUGUUCACAGACUUCAAACAAUGAGCAGUCGCGUGAGGCUGCUUCAUCCAACACUUCUUCUGCUGGUGUUACCGGCAAUGAGGAUAACAAAGAUCCCUUCGACGUUGCUGGGCUGCUGGCGGCGCUCGCCGAUGCAUUGUCGCGCUCUGAGGGGAGGGACGCUGCGCUGGCCGCCAUCCGAGCGGCAUGCAGUGGCACCGGCAAGCACCCGGCCCAGCAACAGCAGCGAGUGGGCUGGCGGGACGUGGCCCUGCUCCAGCGCAUAGAGGCGUUAGAGCGCGACAAUUCUGCACUCCGCAAGGAGCUCAUCGUCAUUGCUGAGCUUCGCAACGGCAUUGCAGAGCUCCGCGAUGCUGUCUCGAAGCUCCGCGGCCACAUGGAGACUCUGUCCAGGCAACUGGACGGGGUCUUCAUCAAUUUUUAUAACAUGAUGUGA
Thermochaetoides thermophila DSM 1495 is the source of this 438-nucleotide messenger RNA. RefSeq lists its product as uncharacterized. The record is from RefSeq and is a predicted model, not a curated record. The coding region runs from base 1 to 438 and encodes 145 amino acids. Lineage: Eukaryota; Fungi; Ascomycota; Sordariomycetes; Sordariales; Chaetomiaceae. The transcript has 2 exons.